Lycium barbarum (goji berry) is the source of this 890-nucleotide messenger RNA. RefSeq lists its product as uncharacterized. The record is from RefSeq and is a predicted model, not a curated record. The transcript has 5 exons. The coding region runs from base 76 to 498 and encodes 140 amino acids. Lineage: Eukaryota; Viridiplantae; Streptophyta; Magnoliopsida; Solanales; Solanaceae.
AAUCAUCAAACUGCCUUUUUGUUUUCUUCUUUGCCUAGCUUUAACUGGUUUAGCAGCUCUUAGCAAACAGGGGCUAUGGAAUGGAAUUUAAAUAUGGAAACUUCAAACUCAAAUUCCCCAAAACGCCCCUCGAAACGCCUCCUAUUUGACCGCCGAUAUGGUUGGGUGUUUGAUGAGUGGAAAGACGCAGCAGAAGAUGCCCUAGCUGGUGGAAGAGCAAUGUUCUGCAUUGUCCCACUUGUUUCCAAAUUUGUAGAUUUUAUUUCAAAAAGCUUGAAGAUUCCAUGCUUGAAUUCACGGUCAAAAAUUGACCUUGCUGCCAGCUCUGCUGUUAAGGUCCUUGAAAAGCCAGACGCGCUUUCACCUGCAGUAGUACAAGCCAAUCUCAAGGACCAACUCCAUAGAAUCAACUCUUCUAUGAAGAAACUGGAGUUUGAUCUAAGUAAGCUUAAAACUAAUGUCAGGCAGGAGUUGCCGUGUUCUCCUAAUCUUGCCUGAAGACAGUCACAAGUAAAUAUCAUGUGCCAACACCUAAUGAAGACGCUGCUGUUUCUGGUUCUGAUGCAGAAAUUCAAUUUCAAAUCCGAGAAUAUGGAUUUGAAUUAUAACACUCGUGUCAAUCUCAGGAUUGAGGGUCAAUAUCUAACUCUUGCUUAUAUAGCAUAUAUUCUAGUCGUAAUACUGGGCAGGCAUCAGGAGGUGCCAUUGUUUGCAACCAUAUUGAGAGUCCAAUUUGCAGUUCUUUACUAACUUGCUUGUCAAAAAUCAAAAUAACUAUACUGCAGUGCUGGAUGAUAAGCAUUUUCUAGUUUCUUGCCAAAGUGGUUUCAGAGUUCAAUCUUUGUAUGAAAAAACAAAAACGAAUCAAUGAUUACCCACUCAUUCUAGUA